UGACUACUUGAAGACAUUGAGUUGAAUGUGCAUAUAAGAUUUGUCAAAACUGUGCGAGCGGCUUAAACGAUCGGUGUCGCUCAAGGUGUUAAAGUGUUGAAGUGACGAUCUCGCGAACUUAAACGAAAAUAAAAUUUAUUAUAAAGGAUAAAGAAAACGCAAUGCAUUACAUUUCAAGUGUUUUAUGCCUGCUUAGCCUCGCACAACUUCCAGUCUUCAAUAAUGGUGAACCACUAUUUGGCAACGAAAAUGUACACAUUAAAGUGCAUGUACCUGGUGCAUCAAUAGAUUGUGAACCCGCUAACAAGAUUACUCAUCCCCACCAUCAUCAACAACAUAAACACCAUAAAUAUCCAUCACACAAACCAGUGCGACCCCAACUACGGCACAACCAAUUCGAUGAUUUAUUGGAAAAUAUUCUAUUAUCAGAAUUUGAAAGUCCAACUAUUAAUACUCAUUUGGAUUAUACAGAACAUACCGAUGAUAUAAAUGAGCAUUUACCGCAACACACCGAGGGCUAUAAGAGUGAUUAUGGCAAGGUUGUUGAUAAGAGACCUGAAAACUUUGUAAAGACCUAUAAGAUUAUCGAAUACAAAGAACCGAUAAUUAGCAAAAAUAUAUACCCAACACAACAGCGACACAAACACCAACAUAAGCCGAAAACACACAAUGAACUAUAUAGAGUUGUUGAGUCAAAAUAUUUGCCAUCCACGGCGGAGGAACAUGAGCUACAUAACACAAAUCAUUACCAAUAUCCCAUCCGAACACAAACAAAAUCUACUAAACCUCACACCAAUUCGAAAGCGACUACAUAUCUGACAACUGCGAAUGAUUAUAAUGGUUUUAAGAGUGCUCAUAAGACAGAAUCGUCGUCUUAUAAUGACGCUAAUUCAGAUCCACACGUUGCCUUUAAACCGAAUACGAAUAUUUAUUUGCCACCCUAUGAAACUCCGGUAUCAUCAGUGGAUCAAACUGACACAGUGGCCUAUAACGUUUUAACUCCAAAAGAUACUCUCAGUUUACCUAAAGAAACAGAACCGCUUUUUAGUAGUGCUGAUUCAAGUCCGCUCGAUGACUUCCAACCGAACACGAAUGUUUAUUUACCACCAUAUCAAACGCCAGCAAUAUUAGGAGCAGCCCAUAAAUUUUUAACCCCCAAAGAAACUCUGAGCUUACCCACUAAAGAAGCAGAGGACUUCCACGGUCAAUUCAAGUCUCCCACCUUUAAUGAUGGACAUUUUAAACCCUUUAUUGGCGACAAGUACCUACCUGUUGGGGGAGAAAGCUCAAUUACGCAAGCAGCAGCUGAAACUUACACCGGCAUUGAUAGCUAUUCUGCAAGUCAUGUACAAGGCUUAGAUCAUCACAGCCACUCACCCUAUCGGCGCUGGAGUACGCUUAUUUAAUUAGUUUUAAGAGUAUCUAGCCAAAUGUGUAUAUAGACGAGUUUAAGUGUAUUUAAGUGUUGUAAUGUAAUUUAUUUAUACAAGUGCGUACCUUUUCAGCAUACACAAAUAGUGAUGUAGGUAUGUACUAUAUACUAUAUGUAUAUGUUCAAAGUGUCUUAAGGCGAUUAGUUAAAUAAGCGUAUAAAAUCAAUACGCAUAAUAAAAGUACUAAAGAAUAGUGUGGCAAAAAAUAAAAAAACCAUAUACUAUA
This is a messenger RNA of Zeugodacus cucurbitae (melon fly), 1659 nucleotides long. RefSeq lists its product as uncharacterized. NCBI's taxonomy places the organism in Eukaryota, Metazoa, Arthropoda, Insecta, Diptera, Tephritidae. The record is from RefSeq and is a predicted model, not a curated record. The transcript has 2 exons. The coding region runs from base 162 to 1406 and encodes 414 amino acids.